Penicillium antarcticum is the source of this 903-nucleotide messenger RNA. RefSeq names its product formate/nitrite transporter family protein. The transcript is spliced from 4 exons. Gene Ontology annotation, cellular component: membrane. Gene Ontology annotation, molecular function: high-affinity secondary active nitrite transmembrane transporter activity. Gene Ontology annotation, biological process: nitrite transport; transmembrane transport. NCBI's taxonomy places the organism in Eukaryota, Fungi, Ascomycota, Eurotiomycetes, Eurotiales, Aspergillaceae. The record is from RefSeq and is a predicted model, not a curated record. Bases 1 to 903 code for a protein of 300 amino acids.
AUGACAUUCGACGCCUUCUCCCCUCGGGAGGUGACCGAGAUGGUCUCAAAUGCCGGUGUCCUCAAGGGAAACAUGCGAUUAGACAAGGUGUUCAUGAGUGCUGUUUCUGCAGGCGCUUUGCUUGCUUUCGCUUGUGGAACUGCACUCAGCACGAAUGCGACACCCUGGUUCCAGACCAAUGCCCCAGGCUUGAUGCGAACAAUCAGCGCAUUGGUGUUCCCCUAUGGCCUGUGCAUGAUCUUGUUGACAGGUGCAGAUCUCUGCACUGGAUCUUUCAUGUUCACCACAACAGCCGCCCUCCACAGACGCCUACCCUGGACAAAGAUGUUAAUCCACUGGGUAGUAACAUUUCUCGGAAACCUAGCUGGAUCCCUAUUCGUGGUAGCAAUCAUCUUUGGCUUUGGCAACGUAUUCUCAGCAGACCCCUUCAAAUCAGCAGUAAUCUCAUUUGCCACGAAAAAGCAAGUAACACCAGAAUUUCACAUGAUCUUCUUGCGUGGCAUCGGUUGCAACUGGCUAGUCUGCUUGGCCUGCUUUUUCAGCCUGCAAGGACGCGACCUCGCAUCAAAGGUGAUUGGCAUCUGGUGGCCCACCUUCGCAUUCGUGUCUCUGGGGUUCGACCACGUUGUUGCCAAUAUGACUUUCAUCCCGAUGGCCAUUUGGGUUGGUGCGCCUGAUAUCAGUGUGGGUUUAUACAUUUGGAAGGGUGUCAUUCCAACCCUUCUAGGAAAUAUCGUUGGUGGCGGUGUGUUCUGUGGUACUUACUAUUGGUAUAUGUAUCUGCUUGACUUGAACACUUUGCCUUUAUAUGGAACGAAACGGUUUGAUAGUCCGCUGCAGUCGGAGCAGGCGACGUUGAAGGAGACCAAUGUUGAGGCUUCAGCUGGGCUUGUUGGAUCAUGA